This is a messenger RNA of Colossoma macropomum (tambaqui), 2503 nucleotides long. RefSeq names its product checkpoint with forkhead and ring finger domains, E3 ubiquitin protein ligase (gene chfr). Gene Ontology annotation, molecular function: ubiquitin-protein transferase activity; protein binding. The record is from RefSeq and is a predicted model, not a curated record. The coding region runs from base 152 to 2074 and encodes 640 amino acids. Gene Ontology annotation, cellular component: nucleus. Gene Ontology annotation, biological process: ubiquitin-dependent protein catabolic process; mitotic cell cycle checkpoint signaling; protein ubiquitination. The transcript is spliced from 18 exons. NCBI's taxonomy places the organism in Eukaryota, Metazoa, Chordata, Actinopteri, Characiformes, Serrasalmidae.
GAGAGAGAGAGAGAGAGAGUAUAAGUAAGUAAACAGGACUCUGCCUCUGCUUUGGCAGGAAGUGCUGAAGGAAUGAAAACAUUGGAGCAGCAGUGCGGAUCAAACUGAGAGAUGUGUGUGACCUGAAGUCUGACCGGCUGAGACGAGGAAGAUGGAUCCGGAGAGCAGAGGGCGGCCGUGGGGGAAGCUAGUCAGGGUGGGAGCGUCUCCACAGACUGAACUAACACUACUGCUGACCAACCGAGAAUGCACUAUCGGCAGGAGGAAAGGUUGUGAUCUUUCCUUUCCUGCUAAUAAGCUGGUCUCAGGAGAUCAUUGCAAAAUCACACAAGAUCAGACCUCAGGGCAGGUGUGGCUCGAGGACAUGAGCACUAACGGCACAGUAAUAAACAUGUCCAAACUGGUGAAGAAACAGAGCCACCUGCUGCAGAACGGAGACGUCAUCUACUUUGUGUACAGGAAGAGUGAACCAGAGCAGAAUAUUGCUUAUGUGUAUCAGGCCAUCAGUCCCAAGCAGACGGACUCUCAGGAUACUGAAGACGCUGUGAGGAACAGCUGCUCUGCUGUGAUGGAUCUCAUUGAUCCGGAUGUGGAUCCUGCUCCGGUGGAGCCCGUUACUCUCCCCAGUUUUCCUCUGGAGAAGCAGCUUCUUCCGGGAUACGAGGACCAGCCAAGCACCUCCGGCUCCGGCGCCCAUCUCUACCCAACGCUGUACACGCACACCGUCGCUGCCACAAGUUACGGUGAUGUGACUCUAACAGAGCCGUCAGCGAUCCGGCAGAAAGUUCCAGAGUGCAGCACCGGAGUCUCCACCCCAAAAAGCCUCACGCUGAAGCAGACGAGAGAGAUGGACGAGGGGGCGGGGCCAGACAAGAAGAGACAGAGAACAGAUGACCCACACGAGUUGGGCUCCUCCAUCAGCGACUCUGCAGCUCCUGCUAAAACAGGGAAGGACGGAGAGAAAACUGACAAGAUGGAGGAGUCACUCACCUGCAUCAUCUGCCAGGACCUGCUAUACGACUGCGUCAGUCUGCAGCCCUGCAUGCACACCUUCUGUGCAGCGUGUUAUUCUGGCUGGAUGGAGCGAUCCUCUCUCUGCCCCACCUGUCGCUGUCCUGUGGAGAGAAUCCGAAAAAACCACAUCCUCAACAACCUGGUGGAGGCGUACCUGCAGCAGCACCCAGAGAAGUGUCGUAGUGAGGAGGAUCUGCGCGGUAUGGACGCUCGUAAUAAGAUCACUCAGGACAUGCUGCAGCCGAAGGUGGAGCGCUCCUUCUCUGAUGAAGAAGGGAGCUCCGAUUACCUGUUCGAACUUUCCGACAACGACAGUGACACGUCAGACAUGAGCCAACCCUACAUGACGUGUAGGCAGUGCCCAGGGUACCGAAAAGACUUUAGCCCUGCCCCCUGGAUCUGUAGCUCCUCCCAGGAGGAGGGGUCAGUGAAAGCACCAGGAGACGGCCCCUCAACAUCCACUGAUACCUGCACAGCCUCUCAGGAGUUUAGGUGUCCUCCUCAGGGUGGUCACCUGAUCUGUACCUGCUGCCUGCAGCCCAUGCCGGACCGCCGCUCCGAACAUGUCGGCCCUCAGGGUUCCCCUCAGCACUGUAUGGUGUGCCAGAGGCCGUUCUGUCACCUGUACUGGGGCUGCCAGCGAAUCGGCUGUCAGGGUUGUCUGGCACGUUUCAGUGAUCUGAACCUCACGGCUAAAUGUCUGGAUGGAGUCCUCAACAACAAUAACUAUGAGUCUGAAAUCCUGCAGAACUAUUUGACUUCCAGAGGAAAGACUUGGCGAGAGAUGCUACAGGAAGCUCUUCAGGCCAUACAGCAAGGCCUCUACCAUCUCACUGAUUAUCGUAUCAAUGCCAGCUCCCUGCUGUGUUACUGCUGCGGGCUUCGUUUCUUUAAAGAACUCGCCUACAAAUACAGAGAGAACAUUCCUGCUUCUGAACUCCCAGCUGCUGUGACCUCCAGACCGGACUGCUACUGGGGACGCAACUGCCGCACGCAGGUCAAAGCUCACCAUGCAAUGAAAUUCAACCACAUAUGUGAGCAGACCCGUUUUAAAAACUGAGGCAGCGGAGGAUUCGUUGUGGAUCCUGUUCACUUCCCAACAACACAGACUAUCAAAGUUAUAUUCCUGGGUUUAUUUCUUUACUCCUGUAGCUGGUAGUAAUCUAGAUGUUUUUUCAUAUGCAAAAUCAAUCACGUGGGUAUUGAAUGGCUCAUAUUUGGCCAGACGGACAGACGUCAGUACGUAUGGAUACGUUAUCUGAAGCUGCACUUUCCUCAUUCCAUUGUUCGUUCAGGUCGUUGCUGGUAGAAUCUCUAGUUUAAAGAUUUCAUAGUAAAAUCGGAUGAAACAGGCAAUCAGAACAGACUUCUGUACUGUGAAUACGUGGCUCGAUGGAGCCCUGUGCAUAAUAAGUGACUCAGCAGUGCCGGUUAAUAUCCAGAUGUGACUCAGCUAAACCUUGUGCCUAAUAAUAAUAAUCUAAAAACA